Messenger RNA from Haliotis rufescens (red abalone), 2333 nucleotides. Its product is annotated as methyltransferase-like protein 27. The record is from RefSeq and is a predicted model, not a curated record. Bases 235 to 921 code for a protein of 228 amino acids. Lineage: Eukaryota; Metazoa; Mollusca; Gastropoda; Lepetellida; Haliotidae. The transcript is spliced from 6 exons.
AUGAACAAAGAUUAUAUGCUGCAGAUUUAAGGCAGAUUCGGGUAUAGAGUCUCUGUGCAGGUUAAUUAGGACUAUUUCCAUUGCUCAAAAGUGCAUAAGUGGCCCUCCAUAUUGCAUCCAAACAAUUUACUUUUGAAACUGCUGACAAAUCAUAUUGUUUUUUGAGAGUUCUUGUUUGCCUAGAAACUAGGCCAGGGACGCAAGUGUAAUCUUACAGGAUAUCGAAGUGUCAAGAUGGAGGACGCACACAGACAAACAUCACAGAAGGAUGGGACAAGCUUCUCCCUGGAGGACGGGAAGAAGUUACUGGAGUUCCUGGUUGAGAAAGGUCUGGAUAAGGACACUCUUAUCCAGAGGUACGACGAGAAAUGCGAAGAGUACAACAAGAUGCAGACUGUUCGUGGAUACAAGGCACCCACAGCGAUUGCGGACACUCUGGCUUCUCUGUAUCCUAGCAACCGAGAAAAUGUCCAGAUAUUGGAUGCCGCUGCAGGCACCGGUUUGGUCUCCGUAGAGGUAAGGAAGCGUGGGUUUGUACAUGUCGACGGCCUGGAUCCGUCUGAAGGAAUGCUUGAAGAGGCCAAGAAAAGUAACUUGUACGAGCGAUACAUCUGUGAUUUUCUUGGGGACAACACACUGGACAUUGCUGACGACACAUACACGGUAUUGACAUUGGUCAGCUUAACUUCUGAAAUCUUGAAGAAACUGUCCAUCAAGUGUUAUGAGGAGCUUGUGCGUAUCACGAAAUCAGGUGGCCACAUCCUGAUUAACCACUACGACUACAUCUUUGACAGUGAUGACAUCAAAGGAAAUCUGGCUCACCUGGAAUCCCGUGGGAUGUGGAAAUUGGUAGAUAAGCAAUACGUAGUAGAAAAGCAGAAUGGGGUGCGUCGUUGCACGUGUGUGUAUAAGGUUGCAUAGACGUUGUUUGCUUACAUGUUAGCUCACCUGAAAUGUAAGUUCCAGUGAGCUUGAGUGGUGGCGGGUCCGUAUCAUGAUGCAAGUUUAGAAUAUUAUAGGGACAAUAACAUAAGAUACGUUUUUAGCGUAGUUUGAGAUUUGACUCGCACAAGCCACUAAGCAAGCAUUUUCGGUCAUUAGUCACAACGGCUACACGUCAAAACGGCCAUGACAAUUAAUGUCUUACGCAGCAAUGCCAGUAGAUCUUUAUUAGAUGUUGCUGACUUAUGUACAAAGGUGAGCCAAACAUAUCAAGCUCGUCCUUUGCAGUAAAAGGUUUGAGGAUUAACUCAUAUGACACAUGUAACUUUCUUUAUUGAAGUUAACUGGUCUGAGGAGUAUGGAGACAAACAAUGUAUUGUGAAUACUGCAUGCACGUCUGGAACAAAUAGCAAAAUACCUCAGUUGUGAAGACGUCGCAAAAAACCCGAAACAAAUUUUGGAAUAAAAAUAAGAAUAAACCGCUUUUGGCUUUUUGACUUUGGACCAAUGACCGUUUUGACUUUUGAAUGGCCGUUCUGACCUUGACAGGGCGAAGGGUGCUAUGGAACUCCGUUUUCAUACAGUAAAGCCAAACUGAAAAUGUCAUUUUAUGUAAUAAUUACUGUGUCAUUCUGUGUUUUAGAAAGAUGAAAUCCGUUGUGUCCAUCCUUUUCUUGCUUAUGUAUUCAUGUUUACCAGGAUGUUAUCGUAAUCUUAAUGUUAUUAAUGUUCAGAAAUAUCCAUAUCAGGCUUAAGGCUCUAUUUCUAUCAUUCAUUCAGUCAAAGUUAUUAUAUUCAAGACAUAUAUAUGGCGCUGAGAGAUGCCACUAGCAGUAAGACAGCCCAUACAAUAUUACUGAGUAAAUAAACUGAAGGGCAAAAGAGAGUAUACACUUGAAAAUUAUAUUUGACCAAGCAAUUUAUAAACGUUAUCAAAAUGUUUCUAAGCUGAAACCAGUAGCUGGAACACUGCAAACUUAAGGUCCAAACCACAACUGUGAUUCCCGUAUCAAAUACAUCAAAUAACCGUUUCUUGUUUGUUUCAUUUGAGCCGCCAUCUAACAUGGGUGUAUACUCUCCUUUACCCGGCAGUUUAGAACACUCUUCGUACGACGGAGUUAUGAUACAGGUUUAUUGUAGAUAUAAAUGUAUGGCGACUUCAUCAUUGGAAAUUUAUUUUAAAUUCGAAUUAACUAUAUUUUUUUCGAAAAUACAACUCAUUGAAAUAUAAUCCUCGAUUACCUAUGAAUGCUUUUAAUAUCAUGUCCUGUUCACGUGUAACUUCGUUCAGAGCUUAGGACGUUUUCCUUUUAAAUUAUCUGCUGUUUCAGACUUACACUGAUUAAUGUUAUUUCAUGACCUAAAUAACUAAAUAAAUUGAGUCGUAUAUA